Molecule: messenger RNA, 1291 nt
Organism: Lentinula edodes (shiitake mushroom)
Lineage: Eukaryota; Fungi; Basidiomycota; Agaricomycetes; Agaricales; Omphalotaceae
Exons: 4
Coding region: 93-1220 (375 amino acids)
Molecular function (GO): acetyltransferase activity
Source: RefSeq, a predicted model, not a curated record
GACGGCUGUAAGCGGCUUUCCUUCCGCCACAAUGAUCAAUCAUCACCGCCUCCGUCUGGUCGACGUCGAUUACUCUACCUGAGCCUCUACAAAUGCAGCAGGACGGCCAACUUCGCGACGGUCUAUGGAUCAAACAGACUCCCUCGCUAUACAACAAGACCCAAGCUGCUAACUGGCUCUCUCGUAUAAAAUAUCCCGGGAGCUGGUCUGAAGACAAUGUCGGUGAUUUUGAAGCUGACUUGGAUAAUUUGUGUCUUCUACAGCGUCUUCAAAUCGUUGCUUUUGCCUUCGAGAACACAGCGAUGCACUAUACAAGCCAUCAUUCAAUGGACAUUAGUGUUCCUGCUUUGUAUCGACGUUUUGUAGUGGAAGGAAAAGGGUCAUACUGCUUUGGACAGAAUACACUUUUUCUGCAGAUGAUUAAAGCUCUGGGAUAUCGUGCGUAUUCCGGGUCAGGAAGAAUCAACACCGCUCCAGCCAACUCUCCUCCAAAUUUCCUCUCAUUCGUACAUGAAGUACUCUUUGUUCAGCCUCUCAAGGGUAGUAAUAUCACCUAUGUCGUAGAUGCUAGCGGAGGAGGAUCCUGCAUAACGCGUCCAAUUCUUUUGAAAAAUGGAGCUAAAGUUAUGGGUGCUUCACCCUCGGAAUGCCACGCCUUGGUGAAGACUGGACGUGUCGAAUCAAGUCUCGAGCAGAUACCCAAUUCUAAAGAACCUGCAGGAGUAGAGUGGCGUCUUAUUGUCACGCAUGCUUCGGAUAGCGGACCUACCUCCACAAGAAUCAUGUACUCAUUCAUUGAAGACGAGUUCUUCGACAUGGACUACGAAUGCUCGAACAUCGGCAUCUAUACAGGAGCAUGGGCCGAAAAAGAAUCCUUAUUCAUGAACAAUAUCGUCUGUGCAAGAUGUUUUUGGCUGAGUGAUGAAGAAAUGGAGGCAGAAUUGGUGAAAAACAGCAUGCUUGAAACAUUCGAAUGCGAUGUGUACUCUGCAGGAGGUACCCCGCGAUGGGAUCAUUCUCUGAGGUCUCGAUAUCUUGGACGCUUGGGAUUGUAUGCGAAUGAACUCAAACGACAUGUCGGUACACGUACAGAGACAUUAAAGGUCUUCCAUACAGAGAUGGAAAGAAUUGCUAUCUUGCGGGAGUUCUUUGGAAUCGAUAUCGCUCAAGCAGAUCUUAAACAUAUUCGAGGUCGGCCUCCAGCUCUUGAGCUCCCUUGAUAUUCCGAGCGCAUAAUAACGAUAGAACUUCAUAGAGUUUACUAUCCUAAUCUAACCUGAACGUGCACCAU